Babesia sp. Xinjiang is the source of this 1176-nucleotide messenger RNA. RefSeq names its product putative protein S-acyltransferase 16. Gene Ontology annotation, cellular component: endoplasmic reticulum; Golgi apparatus. The transcript is spliced from 2 exons. Gene Ontology annotation, molecular function: protein-cysteine S-palmitoyltransferase activity. The coding region runs from base 1 to 1176 and encodes 391 amino acids. The record is from RefSeq and is a predicted model, not a curated record. Gene Ontology annotation, biological process: peptidyl-L-cysteine S-palmitoylation; protein targeting to membrane. Lineage: Eukaryota; Apicomplexa; Aconoidasida; Piroplasmida; Babesiidae.
AUGGCGACGAUGACUCUGGACCUUUCAGAGGCAGUUGAAGCCUCUGUACCGCCGGUUCCUGCAGCUGCAUCUCAGCGUUCGUCCCCUCGAACAGUUGCGACUUACACAUCGUAUGUGCCUGCUCGUUCCGCCUCGCUUCACGUUGACAAUGACAGCGACCCUUUGAUUUGCAGUCAAGAUCGCAAUCCUAGUUCAACGCGUGUUUGUGCAAAGUCGGUCUAUGCUGUGCAGCCGGCUCCUUCAGGUUCUUCAUGGUUUCAUUACUUACCAGCUACAUUUGUGAUUUUGAGUUUCGUCGCUAUAUACAGCAUCUUUGUGCGUUAUCAUUUGAAGCCUUCAGUUGACAAUGAUUUGAGUCAUUUAGGAGUGUUGAGCAACAGCACAGUAUUUGUGAUAAUCAUCACUCAUGUGUUAUGUUUGCUUUUCUUGGUGAGUUAUGUGCUAUGCGCUACGGUUGAUCCUGGCCGUGUCCCUGACACGGUUGAAUGGAAGGUGUACCCUGGUAGUGACAAGCACGUAAUUCCUUCGCUGUGCGAGACCAAGAAAUCUGGUGAUCGUCGUGUUUGCAAGUGGUGUUGUCAUUACAAGCCGGAUCGUGCUCACCAUUGUCGUGUUUGUGGUCGUUGCGUCUUGAAGAUGGACCAUCACUGUCCUUGGGUUCACAAUUGCAUCGGUUGGGCUAAUCACAAGUAUUUCUAUUUGUCUUUGUUCUACGCUUCGACCUUGUCUUCAGUAAUCGCCAUCUUAUCGUUCCCUACCGUGCGGCACGUAUUGCAUACACCGAUGGUACCUACGAGCGAGGUUGUUAUGUUACUGAUUGGUGAGGUAUUAUCUAGCAUUUACGCUAUUGUUUGCGGCCUCUUUUUAUGUUUUCACGUUUGGUUGAUGUGCGAGGCUUAUACUACAAUUGAGUUUUGCGAGAAGCGAUCUCACAACAUAAUGUGGCCGCAACGUUCUCUUUGGUCAGGUAGUUUGUUUGACAACAUUUCGUGCGUAUUGGGCCGCAACCCUUUCCUGUGGUUGAUCCCUGUCGACAACCGUCUUGGCGACGGCGUCACGUUUAUUAACCACGUGUCUGUCGACAGUCCUGAUGACGAAGAGACAUAUGACGAGAACUCUGCAUUUUUGAAGAUGGCUCGUGAGACUAAGCAGUUUGACCCUAUUUUAGAGGUUUAA